This is a messenger RNA of Fonsecaea pedrosoi CBS 271.37, 3486 nucleotides long. RefSeq lists its product as uncharacterized. Lineage: Eukaryota; Fungi; Ascomycota; Eurotiomycetes; Chaetothyriales; Herpotrichiellaceae. Gene Ontology annotation, cellular component: cytoplasm. The transcript has a single exon. The record is from RefSeq and is a predicted model, not a curated record. Gene Ontology annotation, molecular function: protein-folding chaperone binding; ATPase inhibitor activity. The coding region runs from base 1 to 3486 and encodes 1161 amino acids.
AUGCUGGGGAGACUGAUCCAGGGCUAUGCCAGAGGUGGCCAGCUUGAGAGUGCCACGGAAGAAACACACACCCGCAGUCUCCUUUGGCCGGAAUCACAUGCGGAGGGACGUGUCAGCUCUCUAUCACCACCCAGUACUCCAUAUGGCUCUCCUACGACCCGUGUCUCACCUUUUGAUGAUCGAAUUGGGUUGGAAUUGAACGAGUCCAAAGACUUGAGGCUCAUUGUUGCCCAGGAUGCCUUCGGAACCAACGACCGUCCCUUACUGCUCUAUGACACCCACUUUGUGGAGUCAAAGGAGCCCAACUUGGGUCAACGCCCCCCUGUCCCCUCUCCUGCUGCUGCCGGAGCACCUCAGCGUGUAGGCUCGGGGAUUCCUAUUUUGGGACAUGCGAGGAAUCGAAGCUCUACCAUUUCAGGAGCUUCGGCGUCGUGGGCGCGCCCUCACAAGGAGUCGGAACCGACGGACCACCUAGGCAAUGUGCUAGACUGUAUGUUUGGCGUCAGCAGUGCUGCCAAAUCCGGAUCCAGCACAAAAUUGCACUUCCUCCCAGGCGAUCGAAGUCCUGCUAGCGACCUAAGUUCGCGUGCACCAACCUCAAAUCUGUCUGGCACAGCGCCUUCUCGUGCUCCGCUCUUGAGAGCGAGGACAGCUACGACCACCGCUAACAAUCAGAGUCAAAACAAUCCUGCCAGAGAAUCUGACCCCGAACCACGGGACGCCGUUCUGAUCACUCGCAUGUUUUCGGUUACGCUUCCUGAGGCUCAAGAUGAUUUGAGGCAGCGACGAAGGUCUUCCGCCGAUCCCACCACCUCAAUCAGCCCGCUGUCGCAUGGGCCUGAGAAUCUGAUGGGUGGCUCCCUCCACAGCAAGAAACCCAAACUCGUAGAGAAAAAGACUCCUGUCUUUGCAAUCGGCUUGCUUUUCUACCUGCCUCGCCCUGGUGACGUGCGUUCCAACACGUCGUCGGCGCGCCCUUCAUCAAGAGCCUCAUUUACGCCGUCGUCGACCCCGAAUUCCUAUGGGUCGGACUCCUUUUCGUCCUGGACAAUCCUGAACGCAAUUCCCGAGUAUUUGUGGUCUAGCGACACCUCCAGCCAGCUAACUGACCGUGGCAUUGAUAUUAUUGUGGGAAACUGGGAAGUUAUUCUGAGGAGCCUUGCAGUUGUUGAGGCGCUAGCACGGUCCGAGAUUGGCGAGCUUUUGCAGGAGGUGAAUCUGGCGCUGAUCACCUCCGCAGCAAAGGCACCAAAAGGCCCUUCAGAACAACGUACCAAUCAGCGCAAUGUCUAUCUUCGGUCUCCAAACAGACUGGCGCAGGUGGCCGAGCUGCAACGCGCCGCGAGGCAUACUCUAUGGAGAGUGUCAUAUGCGCUGCGCAUUCCGCGGGUGUACACGGGCCUUGGACUUGAUAACGGGGGUCACUGGCUUGACGAAGCACGCUAUCUUGUGCGACUCUGCGGAAAUAAACAGCAAAACUUUUUUCUUUUCAACCUCUUGACUGCAUUUCUUGGAAACCAUACUGAAUGGCUCGAAAGGCUAGGACCAGACUGGUAUCGAAGACAGCUCAGAGUUUUGAACAAGGGGAGGCCUCGACCCACUAACGUGGCUUCUCGAACAGUCAUAGUCUGCGAGAACCGAUCAAUGGCUCGCCGCAUCAUUUUUCUGCUGGCAUCAUUUCUGCCCCGGAAUGCAAUCACGAAGCUCCCCUCCGAGGUCAUGUCCCCGCUACUCACGCCUGAUAUCAGCUCCUCUUCGCCUAUCCAUAGGAUCAUCCAUGAAGAUUCCCUACGUCGCCAUGCUCACAAUAAGUCGCGAGAUGGAACCGUCACAUUCUAUCGCCGCGAUGGUGCUGGGUUGUCCAGCAGUGUCUCUUCGUCUGAGAGCGCCAGUGGUAUAGCUAGAGCCUUCCGCAGAAGUUCUCGGUCGCGAAUCUCCAACGCCGAGCUUACGCUGGGCAUGAGACAGGUCUCCGUCUUUUCACCGGGAGAUAAUGGUGGUAGUUUUCACAAGACCAAUCCAACCAGCUCGACAGCUACGCCAGGGCUGGGCACACCCGUGCCACACUUUGCGACAAAGGCUGUUGACAGCUACUUUCCUGAAGGCGCCGUCGUGGAUAGCGAAGAGACUGGAGCUAGCGCUGAUCUUGCUCGAAUCUUGAGACGCGACAGCGUGAGUCAAUCACAGUCCCAUCAAUCGAGUAUGAACUGGGGAUCGUUGAUCAGCAACGUAUCUGGACUAUGGAACAAGAGGCAGGACUCGACCGCUUCAACAAGUGAGAUCACGAGUUCGUUUGACACUGGAAGCUUGAGUGAUCGCCGCCGAUUCGCCCCUAAAUCUGUGCAGAUCCAUGGGAGACAGCCAAGUCGCUUGGAAGCAAUGGUUGACGAAGCCGGUCGGCUUCGAAAGAGUAAGCUAGGUCAAGAGGAAGAUUCCACAAGCUUGUAUCGACCAUCGACGCUCCCGAGCGAGGCGCAUCCCCCCCGGCUAACAGUCGAUGAGAGGGAUGGAGUUGUUGAUGUGGACAUCAAUAUUCCUGGGUUUAUCGGUUGGAACGAGGGGAAAGGCGCCUCUCCCCCUUCAUGGAUACAUCAUCGAUCCCCUUCUUUUGCGAGUGUGGACGAAGUGGGCUCAAUGUACAGCACACAUUCGCGUCACGCCGAUGUGACAGGGUGCAAAUCUCCAAACGUUGCCGGUUACCUGAAACGGUUUCAUGAAGACUUCAUACUACAGGGAGUCAAGCCGUACACUGAGCUUCAAGACGAAAUCAGGAGAAGCAUGUCAAGAGAACCAACCCCUUCUGAUGAUAUGUCUCGAUUGCCCGCAGACACAGAAAACAAUGGAGAACAAUGGGUUACUGUUUGCACAACACUACUUGCUGACCUACGGAACUUCAGCAUUCAGCGUCUGACCCUGAGACGACUGACACAACGAGGUACCGCCGGCGAUACUGGUACAGGUGCUCCGAGCCAGUCCGGAUCAGACAAUGUCCCACAUGGUUCCGGAGCAUCAUCCAGCGCCGAGCUAGGAUCGCCAGCGACUCAGCUGGAGCAGUUUGACAGCGAAAUAGUCAUGGACUUUGAUACAACACUUACUGAUGCAAUCGAACGUGUCCUAAACGAGACAGAGCCGGGAAGGCAGAAGUCAGGCGCUCCAACCAGGACACAUUCUCGGACUGUGUCUACCGCGACGACGUCUUCGGUGAGGUCGCUGCCACUGGAAAUAUCGGGCUCCGGCAAGGCGAGAGACUGGCGUCGCCCAACCACGUUGUCCCAAUCAGAUUGCCGACAAGUAGUAGUUGGCGCUCUCGAAGAAGUCGUGAAAAGUGUCAAUGACGAUUUGACCAGGCAUAACAGAAGCCGAGAUGCCGAUGGACAUGUCAAGAUGAAUGAUGAUGCCUUGAAUCAAGAAAUGAAGCAAGAUAACGUGUUACGUGAGGGGGUCAAGAGAUGGCUGCUCAAUGUUGAAACGAGGAGUGUGUGGUAG